Molecule: messenger RNA, 930 nt
Organism: Blepharisma stoltei
Lineage: Eukaryota; Ciliophora; Heterotrichea; Heterotrichida; Blepharismidae
Source: the annotation of a GenBank genome assembly
AUGUUGCAGAACUCGAGAAAGCCUAAACCUGGCUGGAGACAACUAAACUUCAAAUAUAUGAUGUGUGUCCCGACAGCAAAAUGUGCAGCAAUUCUCUUUAUCAUCCUCUUUGCAAUAUCUUUGAUUUUUGGUUCUGUUCUUCUCUCUACAUCAUACAGCAUAGUAGAAUACAGCAAAAGGUACGACGAUAUUUGCCAUAAUAAUGAGGAUUGUACAAUAGAAAUUAGUAUAUCAGAUUCAAUGACUUCUCCGGUAUUUCUUUACUAUGAGCUGCACAAUUAUUAUCAAAACCAUAGAAAGUACGUGAAGUCAUCAUGCCAGCUGCAGCUGGCAGGAGAAAAAGUAAGUGAAGAUGAUUGCUCAAUGUGUGAACCGCUUACAAAGGUAAAAGACUAUGAUUAUCCUUUGUAUAAUUUGAAUGGGCAGCAAUUAAAUAAAACUCAGCUUGCCAACCCAUGCGGAUUAAUAGCUGCAAGUUUAUUUAAUGACACCUUUGCAAUAAAAAAAGACAGUGAAAUCAUUGAUAUUGACUCAGGCGAUAUCGCUUGGUUUACAGACAACACCAAUAAGUAUAAAAACAGAAAAGACUAUAAAGAAGUACAGUUUUUAGAUGUAGAGAAGCAGCAUUUUAAAGUCUGAAUGAGAACUGCAGCAACUUCUACGUUCAGAAAAUUAUAUGGGAAAAUCAAUAAGGAUCUAAAGCACACUUAUAAUGUCACCAUUCACAAUUUGGUAGACGUAAGUGAAUUUGAUGGAGAAAAGUGGAUCAUUUUGAGCACUGUUUCUACUUUUGGAGGGAAAAAUUUAGUAUUAGGAUGGAGUUUUAUAUCAGUUGCUGUGGUGAGUCUUAUAUGAGCAAUUGUGUUUAUCUGGCUUGGAAAGAAUUUAAAGCCAGUUUCAAUUGAAGAUAGAUUUAAAAAGCUAGAAUAG